AUAGUUACGGGUAAGGGGAGAAAUGAUUUUUUUUAGUGAAAUAGCUCACUUGAAAGCCUGUUUUGAACCCAAUGCAAAAAUUUGUAUUCUAGGAUGAACGUAGCAAGGUUAGCCAAUAUACCGUUACCCGUGAUAAGGGCUGCUAAACAAAAAUCAAAGCAAGUGAAGGAGGAGAUGGAGCAGAGACAGUUGCGAAAUAGAAGAAUACGAUUACUACGCCAAUUACUGAAACGAAGAAAUGGUUAUAGUAAGGAUGGCUUUCAAAGAGAGAUACUCGAUUCAAUUUAGUGCAAGCAAGCCCAUGCAACGGCCUAAUUUGGUAUGAAAUAAAAAAGAUAUUUCUUUUCUUAGGCAACAACACGUGUUUCCUCCUUUAAUGUCCGAUAAUUCAUGCAAACGUUGUCAACGUCGGGGAUUGCUUUUUGUUUUUUUCUUUUUUUUUUGGCUAUUUUUAUUUUUUUUAUGGGGGAGGGGAGGGGAGGGGAGG
This is a messenger RNA of Mycotypha africana, 487 nucleotides long. RefSeq lists its product as uncharacterized. The record is from RefSeq and is a predicted model, not a curated record. NCBI's taxonomy places the organism in Eukaryota, Fungi, Mucoromycota, Mucoromycetes, Mucorales, Mycotyphaceae. The transcript has a single exon. The coding region runs from base 94 to 288 and encodes 64 amino acids.